AUGCCUCGUAAGUUGAAACACCAUGAGCAGCGGCUGCUGAAGAAAGUGGACUUCUUGCAGUGGAAGCAGGAUCAGCAGCACCGGGACGGGGAGGUGAUGAGGCGGUACCACGUCGAGGACAGAGAGGAUUACCAUCGAUACAACCGUCUCUGCGGGGACGUGAGGCGUCUCGCGCACCGUCUGUCGCUGCUGCCACCGGGGGACCCCUUCCGUCGGGACAGGGAGUCCCGUUUGUUGGAGAAGUUGCACAGGAUGGGCGUGUUGCCCGCGGCGGGCAAAGUGUCUGACUUGGAGAGGAAAGUCACGGUCAGUGCGUUCUGUAGGAGACGGCUCCCCGUGGUGAUGCACAGGCUCAGGAUGGCCCCGACGGUCGGGGACGCAGUGAAGUUUGUAGAGCAGGGGCAUGUCCGUGUCGGACCACAUUUGAUCACAGACCCGGCGUACCUCGUCACAAGGAACAUGGAGGACUACGUCACUUGGACGGAUGGGUCCAAGAUUAAACGCACUGCGCUCAAGUACCGUAACGCCAUCGACGACUUCGAUCUGGAGUAG
This is a messenger RNA of Huiozyma naganishii CBS 8797, 552 nucleotides long. It is a transcript of the gene IMP3, whose product is annotated as snoRNA-binding rRNA-processing protein IMP3. The transcript has a single exon. NCBI's taxonomy places the organism in Eukaryota, Fungi, Ascomycota, Saccharomycetes, Saccharomycetales, Saccharomycetaceae. Gene Ontology annotation, cellular component: small ribosomal subunit; Mpp10 complex; small-subunit processome. The record is from RefSeq and is a predicted model, not a curated record. Gene Ontology annotation, biological process: rRNA processing. Gene Ontology annotation, molecular function: snoRNA binding; rRNA binding; structural constituent of ribosome. The coding region runs from base 1 to 552 and encodes 183 amino acids.